This is a messenger RNA of Epinephelus fuscoguttatus (brown-marbled grouper), 933 nucleotides long. RefSeq names its product olfactory receptor 52N4-like. Bases 1 to 933 code for a protein of 310 amino acids. Lineage: Eukaryota; Metazoa; Chordata; Actinopteri; Perciformes; Serranidae. Gene Ontology annotation, cellular component: membrane. Gene Ontology annotation, molecular function: G protein-coupled receptor activity; olfactory receptor activity. Gene Ontology annotation, biological process: G protein-coupled receptor signaling pathway. The record is from RefSeq and is a predicted model, not a curated record. The transcript has 2 exons.
AUGUUAAGAAAUACAUAUAACAGUGAUAUCCUGAGGAUCCAAGGCUUUGACAUUUCUCCAGAGUUCACCUACCCGCUGUUUUUCUUGCUGCUGUUUGUUUACUUCACCCUGCUUUUUUCCAACAUAGGAGUCCUUGUGCUUAUCAUCACUGAGAAGAGUUUGCACCAGCCCAUGUACAUUCUUUUUUGUAACCUGUCUGUCAAUGAUCUAAUAGGUAACACAGUCCUGCUGCCUCAGCUGAUGGCUCACAUCAUUUCAACCGAACGCUUUAUCACCUAUAACCAAUGUGUGGUUCAAGCCUUUCACAGCCACACAUUUGGAUCAGCCUCACAUAUGAUUCUCAUCAUUAUGGCCAUAGACAGAUAUGUGGCGAUAUGUCAUCCCUUAAGGUACAGGUCAAUUAUGACUACCAAAGCUGUGAUUGGGCUGUCAGCGAGUGCAUGGGGGGUGUCCUUGCUGCUGGUGUCUGUUUUGAUUGGUCUCACAGUGAGACUAUCCCGCUGUAGAUCAGUUAUACAAAAUGCUUACUGUGACAACGCGUCACUGUUCAAGCUUUCUUGCGAGGAUGUGUCUAUCAACAACAUCUAUGGACUCUUUUUCACUGUGCUGCUGUUUGGUUGCUCAAUGGGAGGCAUCGCUGCCACCUAUUUCAAAAUAGCUCUCAUCUGCCUGGUCAAGAAAAACAAAGAGUUGCAAAACAAAGCAAUUCAAACUUGCGCCAGCCACCUUGUCCUUUAUCUUAUUAUGCUCUGGUCGGGGUUUCUAACAAUCAUACUGCAUCGAUUCCCAAAUUACCCAGAUUUAAGAAAGAUUGCUUACAUUUUAUUUCAUGUGAUUCCUGCUAAUUUAAACCCAAUUAUUUAUGGGAUGCAGACAAGGUCAUUACGUGAUAAAAUUAUCCAAAUACUGCAAAGAAAAGUGACUCCAACCUGA